Messenger RNA from Aspergillus thermomutatus, 5502 nucleotides. RefSeq names its product cellular morphogenesis regulator DopA (gene DOP1). Gene Ontology annotation, cellular component: endosome; trans-Golgi network. NCBI's taxonomy places the organism in Eukaryota, Fungi, Ascomycota, Eurotiomycetes, Eurotiales, Aspergillaceae. The record is from RefSeq and is a predicted model, not a curated record. Bases 1 to 5502 code for a protein of 1833 amino acids. Gene Ontology annotation, biological process: Golgi to endosome transport. The transcript has 8 exons.
AUGAGCCUUGAUCCGAGCUCUUUUCCGAGGUCGAACUCCCCCGCAAGCUCCGACAGCUCCUUUACGCGCUCCCGCUUACGAGGGAAGGAGGAGCCCUUGAAGAAAGACAAGAAUUACCGCCGCUAUGCUUCCAGUGUCGAAAGAGCCCUGUCGUUAUUCGACACAGCGCUACAGGAAUGGGCGGACUAUAUCUCAUUUCUUAGUCGCCUCUUGAAGGCUCUCCAAUCGCAUCCCGCAGACUUACCAGUCGUCCCCCACAAGGUGCUCGUAGCCAAACGUCUCUCACAGUGCUUGAACCCUUCCCUACCAUCGGGCGUACACCAGAAGGCGCUUGAAGUAUAUACGUAUAUAUUCAAUCUGAUUAAGUCUGAAGGCUUGUCACACGACCUGCCCUUGUACCUGCCAGGCAUCGCGCCCACUCUCACCUUCGCCUCGCUCACAGUUCGUCCUCUGUUCUUAUCCUUGGUAGAGGCUCAUAUUUGCGGUCUCGAGCCAUGGGCCAUUCGUCCAGCUUUGAAGGCUAUAAUCUUGGCCCUUUUACCAGGCCUAGAAGAGGAAACCAGUGAUGACUUCGAUCACACGCUGCGACUUAUUAACAAAUUUCGCGACAUCGCCACAAAGCUAGAAACGCAGAGAUCUGGGGCGGAUGCUGAAUCAAGCGGUCAAUAUUUCUGGCAGUGUCUGUUCCUGGCAUCCAUCACUAGCCCUAGCAGACGUUCGGGUGUCCUAGCUUACCUGAACCGAUAUUUGCCAAAGUUAGGCAUUACGGAUCGCAGACCGAGUAAGGGUAAUGGAAGUAAAUAUGAAGACAUGCCACAUGAUAUGCGCGUGGCGGUGGACUCCGUUAUCAUGCCUGAGCCGGGUUUGCUCAUUAGGUGUUUUGCGUCCGGUCUGGUGGAUGAACAAAUCCUCGUACAGAGGAAUUUUCUUGACUUACUCGUGACUCACCUUCCACUCAGCUCUCCUAUACUGCAGUCGCGGAUCACAGAUGACGACCUUCAGAGAUUAAUCAUCGCGGCUGUUGGGGUUGUUGCCCGACGAGACAUGAGCCUGAACAGGAGAUUGUGGGCUUGGUUCUUAGGACCUGAAGCUGCGAGUGAACAGCCAUCUUUCGAACGCGAAGGGACAGCCGGAUCGUAUACUUUUGAUGACGAAAAGCUAUCGCAGUCAGAGUAUUUCAGCCAAUUUGGUCUGAAACCUCUUGUGAAAGGUCUUCUUCGGAUGAAUGAGCAAGACUCGAGAACACCCUCGGAAAGGUCAAAGCCAUUUCGAAUCUCACUUUCCUUGAUGGACAGAUGGGAAGUUGGCGGCCAUAUUGUUCCUGCAGUAUUCCUACCCCUUAUGCGAAACAUCCAAGCCUUCAGAAAAUCAGCUUCCAAGCAUCAGUUCGACGAGGUUUUUCGCAGCGCCAGUGCCUUCUUCGAUGGUGUCGAAAGCGGAGUGAUAUUCUCGGAGCUUCUUGGCCUGAUAGACUGGAAAGCUGAUGAUUUUUGUAACAAGAAGACGCAGGCUUUGGACGACUUGCAACUCGCUCAGUUCAUUUUGGACAAUUUCAAUGUUCGUGAAGAGGACAUGCUUCUUGACCACGUACCUCUGUUGGUGCUUACUGUCCUCGUAAAAUUGAGCGAGCUUUCAUUAUUUACUAAGGAUUCCGGAAUCGACCGUGACCAGCUUCUUGAAAUAUCCAACGGGCUUAUGAGAGUUAUGAACUCAUUGACAGCGCUGCUCACAGAAAGAGCGUUCGCGAGAAAAUCUGAUUCGGCCAAAGCGAUAGCGGAUAAUAAUCCGUUGGUCGACAUCAGCGACGUCGAUAUUAUGAAAAGAAUCCAUAGUUUUUAUGAUCAAAGCAGGAGCAGUCUGGAUCUUCCACCACUUCCUUUCCCCCCCAGACACUUGGGUGAUAUAAUAACACGGAAAGCUCACGAUCUUGCCGCAUCGGCCCUUGAAGAACCCAAUGGUAGUAUACCUAUUCAAGAGAUACUGAAUCUUCUGGUUGCUUUGCUGAAGCGACUUCCCAAAUCAUUCGUGUUCCGUGACAGGCGCUUCUAUCUGGCUAUUUGCAAUCGUAUGAACAUGGACCAGGUGGAACAGUCGACAUCUUCUUUCUCGGCUAUUUCUUCCAUUGUCUCCGCAGUGACCAGCCUGUAUUUCAUACACGCACCUGGGUACUAUAUCAGCUACGAGGAUGUUGCAGAGCUGAUACCGACCCUCGUCCGACAUCUUUGGCAAUUCCUCUCACCAGCAAGCCCCAAGUUUCAUGUAGAGGCGGUCCGCUGUCUCUGGCACCUACACUCGGUUUCUUGGUCAGAUCAUAUUGUCGAGGCGUCUAUAACAUCUUUAAUGGUUGGUUCAGCACCAAGCUCCCACCAUCUGUCAUCUGAGGAGCAGGCUGGAAAAUAUUUUGUUCUUUGGAAUCAUAGCAACCAUGGCUCCCACGAACUUUCUCCAAAACAAGCACACGAUACGAGAAAGGCCCAAGCGUCUUACUAUUCGUCAAUGCUUGAGCGCCCUCUCUUUCUCGUUCUGGAUCUUCUGAGUCAGGGCCCAAAUGGGGCUUCACAAGUAGUCCAGCGAUGGCUUCAAGAUUUAUCGUCCAUUCAAAAGGUAUUUCGCAUCGUGAUCUUGCGACUUGAGAAUCUUCUCUUGCGAGAAGCUCAGCCAGAAAAUGAGGGCGACAAUGCUGUCAUUUCCACUGACGACUAUAAAGAGUGUAACUACCUUUUACGAACAAUCUACAAUAUCCUGUGCUCGCUGUCUCAUAGUGGAUGGAUGGCUCUUCUCACUCAAACAUUGAAUCCAGUGGAUAAACAGAAGGACGUUGCUUGUGAAGAUGGUGCUGAGUUUCAAUCUCUCCACUCUAUCAUUUUCCAAUUAUCGUCAAAGGUAAUCAUUGGGAAAGGGAGGAAUGCAGCAGCACAGGCCGACUAUGAAGAGGUGAAACUACAACAGACCUCCCUGCUGGUUAUAAGACAACUUCUUCUAGGACCCGGGGCUGAAGAGAUCGCUGAGUCGGGAAUUGACUCCUUCUUGGUUGAUCAACUGUCUUCUGUCCUCGAUGAGGGAGGUAGCGUCGAUUUGCAAGGGGCUAUGAUAGAUACCCUGCUCUCAGCGUUGAAAGUCCGAUUCGCGCAAGCAUACCUGCCACCACCCCCUCCUAGGCCAAAACAUCAGCGAGCACAGUCCCGGGAGCGCCUCACAAGUCCGUCACUUCUUUCCUUUACGAGUGAUAAGGCUGAUAGAAGCCCUUCGCUUCCUGUCCAACCUCAACCUCCUUCCCAGCUCCUAGAGUGCCUUCUCAAAGGCAUUAGCUCUAAAAGUUCGAGAGAUAUCGUGGAGAAGUGGACUCUACUGCUUUGUGAAGUGCUUCCUCUAUAUUCAGGAUCCCUUUUCCAGAUCCUGCUCAUACAGACAAACGGUUGGCCAGAAGAUCGCUCUGAACAUGCCACCAUUACCCUACUUACCGGACUUGAGACGUGCAUAGCGGCAGCUCACGAACGGCUUCUCGUUGAGGAAGCGAACGUACCAGCUGUCAAAAGCCCUGACCACGCCCAUGGGUUCUUUGGCAACAUGGUGUCGGGAGUAUUUGCGACAGAUUCCAACCAGGGGCGCUCGACCGCAGCGAACAACAGAUUGACUGUAUUGUUGUGCUUCCAAGAUGCCGUUCGACUGUGCUUUUCCAUAUGGUCUUGGGGCGCCAUGGAGCGAAAUGGCCCACCCCAAGAUGCCGAGUCUCUCGCAUCCUUCCAAUACACCUCUUUGCGGAUGAGAAACAGGUCUCGUCGGAUUCUUGAGCAUCUUUUCACUGCGGAGGCUCUUGAAUGUCUAGAGACGAUGGUAGAGAUGUGGUCAAGAGCAGACCCUGACACAUCACCUCUGAUUUUCAGUUUGCUUCACACUUUGGACGGAUCUCGCCCAAAGAUCACCAUUCCAGCAAUCUUCAAUGCCAUUUAUACACGAACGAAUCCUGCUGCCCUUGAUCCCAACCGUAAAUCUGCCUUGACAUCAAGCCUCACUGAAUCGGAACUGGCAGGGUUUCUGGUUACUUAUGCCAGGUCUCUGGAUGAUGAUGUACUUGACGAAAUCUGGGCAGAUUGUACAACAUUUUUACGUGACGUCUUGAGCAACCCUUUCCCCCACAGACAGAUUCUCCCCCGGCUAGUGGAAUUUGCUGCCAUUCUUGGAGCCAAAAUGGAGAAUACGACCUUUGGCGAGGAUCGAAGGAUGAGGAAGGAACUAGGGGAUGUAUUGCUUCGUUUGCUCACCGCAAUCUUCACAAGCAAGCCUUUGGGACUAUCUCAUGAUUCGAGUAUGCUGGGGAGGCCAUCCCUGGAUUAUGACAACUCGGCUGUACCGCACGCUGGCCCUGACGAUAUGCUCAGUAUUCUUGCACUCUCGAUGCCAUCUUUUACCGCGCUAUUAGGCGAUUCUGAUCGCAUCGUCUCCGCUGUGUCAGGCAUUUCCUCUCAUGUGAUCGGGCCUCUUCUGCGUUCGCGGCUAUUCCCUAACAAUAUAAACGGCAGUGUGAUGUCUCUCCUGCAACACAUUGUGAAGGUUCCAGCUGCUGCAAAAAUCUGGAAGAAAGACAUAACCGAUGCCUUCAACGAUCCACGAUUUUUUGGCUCCCAGGUUGAUCUUGUGAAAAGCGGUUGGAUGAAGCUCCUCAGGCAAUGGGUGAUCGCCGACAAAGACCGCCUAUCAGAGUUGAUGUCUCGUCUUCCAGCGCCGAGCACAGCAGGGCUCAUGUUCGGUGUUGGUGCAUCUGCUGCUCGCUUGGAAGCUGACCGGAAGGCUCAGUUGAAUCUGCGGAGGAUAACACUGCUGAUUUUAUCUGCAAAUGAGGAUUACUUCAUUGGAGAACUACCAGAGCUGCUUCAGAAGCUGGAAGAUCUCCUUGCAGCAACGAGCUCGUCGUCUCCGUCCUCCACCACAAGAGCAGAGAUAUUCAUGGUACUUCGCGCGCUUGCGCUGAAGACUUCAACUACCACUCUUGCGCCAUUCUGGCCAUUAAUCAAUACAGAGCUUCAGGAAGCUAUCUCUGCCAUACCGCUAGGAGCGCAACAAGAAGUUUACAAUGCAUACUCGUUGUUGCAAGCGUGUAAGCUUCUGGAUACACUACUUGUUCUGGCGCCUGAUGAUUUUCAGCUUCUCGAGUGGCUUUAUGUCACCGAUACGAUUGAUGCUGUUUACCCCCCUGGGCAUCUAGAAUCAAUGGCGCUUGCAGACGAGAUCUCGCAGACCCUGGGUGUACGUGGGUCCGCGCCACCAGGUUCACCGCGUGAAGCUACCGAGUCUAGCGAUGGAAUGAAGCGGCCUGAGCUGACAUUGGACUGGAUCCGUGAGACGGCAAAGGACGAGCUUAUUGAUCGUGUACUUCGACCAUUUCUCGACCGACUUAGUAUUCAUGCUUUCGAAAGCACUUAUGGUUUGGGCAACCCUGACUUGAAGAGUUGCCAGGACGACUUAUUGGCGGAUUUGUUCAAUGAGAGCGCCAUGGCCAAUUGA